Molecule: messenger RNA, 3270 nt
Organism: Oryctolagus cuniculus (rabbit)
Lineage: Eukaryota; Metazoa; Chordata; Mammalia; Lagomorpha; Leporidae
Product: phospholipase A and acyltransferase 2
Biological process (GO): N-acylphosphatidylethanolamine metabolic process
Cellular component (GO): cytoplasm
Molecular function (GO): glycerophospholipid phospholipase A1 activity; A2-type glycerophospholipase activity
Source: RefSeq, a predicted model, not a curated record
UGCGUGGUUUCAGUUUCAGUUUCAGUUCUAGUUCCAGCCAGUCUGCCCCUCACAUUAAGUUUUUUUCCAAGAGCCUGAAAAGGUUGAGAGGGGAAAAUGAAACUUUACCACCAAUAAAAGGCUGGGACUCUGGGCGGCCACACACAGAGCGCCUUGAAGAAGGAUGGCUUCGUCCUCGCCGACACCAAAAGUUGGAGAUCUGAUUGAGAUUUUUCGCUUCGGCUACUCGCACUGGGCCAUCUACGUGGGAAACGGCUACGUGGUCCAUUUGGCUCCCCCAAGUGAAAUCGCGGGAGCUGGGGCAUCCAGUAUCCUGUCCACCGUGGCUGAAACAGCCAUAGUGAAGAAGGAACUGCUGUCCAAGGUGGCUGGGGGAGACAGGUACCGGAUCAAUAACAAACACGAUGACAAGUACCCGCCGCUGCCUGCCAACAAGAUCGUGAAGCAGGCAGAGGAGUGGGUGGGGCGCAAGGUGCGCUACUCACUGAUCCACGACAACUGUGAGCACUUCGUGAACGAGCUGCGCUACAGGGUCUCCCGCAGCGACCAGGUCACGGACACGGUCACAACAGUGGCUGUGGCAUCGGGUGUCUUGGCAGUUCUGGGCAUCUUCGGGAUGGCACUUGCCAGAAGCAAGCGGGAAAGGCAGUAACUUCGAGGCAUUGCCCUGAGAUGCGUCCACUGUGAGGGGAUCACGCUUAGCCGACGGGAGUGGGGCUUGCUUUGUUGAUUUCACUCUGUUUCGUGAUCCUGACUGCUUAUUGAGGAGGAAUGCAGCUCCAUGUGAAUUCUGCUAGACACCGUUGCACCACGUCAUGGACUCCAUCGCUUGGUCCUAGCCCCCCCACCCUUUUAUAUUUUGAAGCCCCGCCUCCCACGUGGCGCACUGAAGAAGUGACUUUUGGAUCAAGCAGAUCUGGAGGGAAACCAGCUCCUCUGGUUGGAGUUGUGUGACUCUGGCGAGUGGCUGAGGGAGCUGGGACGACCGUGCACCCCGAGGACGUGGCUGGCGGUUCUGUGUCCCCGAGCGCCGGAAUACCGAGCGGUCGUUCCCCUCAGGUGGGGUGGUCUCGGCCUGAACAGAGCAGCAGGAGAAGCUGUGUUCAGCUUGCUGUUGCGCAGGGGGCUUUUGAUAAGCCGGGCGCAGAGCCCAGGCCCCUGUCCUGGGGCUUGUCCCGCUACGUUGCACUGUCUUGACUGCCCCCUGCUUCUUCCCUGACCUUGGGCUCAAGGGCCAGGCCCAAUCAAUGCUUCGUUUAGAUCUUGGCAGGGACUAAGACCACCCUGCUGGCGCUCAGGAGAGGAAACCCUCAAGAAUGGAAUGUUGCCGUGCUGAUUACUGCAAACCAAAGGCAUCCGGGAACUUCCUUGUCUGCCUAGAGACUGGUUCCUCCCCUCGUCAACCACAGAAAACUGGCUUGGAGGACUGGAAAGAGAAGAAGCACAACAGCUCGUGCAGGGAGACGUUGGUGUCUGCAGGCACCUGCCAUGGUGCGCACCCCUGUCUGAGGGUUUUAUCUGCACCUAACUCCUUCUCACAUCCCACACUCUGCCACCGCCUCUUCCACCCCAAGAAGUCCCAAGCUCCUAUUUCUUUCUUUUUUUUUAGAUAAAUCUUUUAAAUUCCUGUUAAAAAGUAUACAUAUUUAGGGCAUACCCUGUUUUGCUAUGUCUAUUUAUAUAAUGUUCCAAUCAGGAUAUGCAUGUCUGCCUCCUCAAACAUUUGUUGUUUCUUUCUGGUGACAUAUACGGCACGCACCUAUUACCCACAGCCAUCCCACUGGCCAUGGAACGCCAGGACUCACUUCUCCUACUUAGACCUGUUGAUCAGCUUUGCCACAUCCUCCGUCCCCCACUCUUCCCAACCUCCGGCAACCCCCAUUCUACCCUCAGCUUCUUUGAGAUCCACUUCUAAAGACUGAACAGAGAAGGGAGAUCACGCAGCUUUUGUCUUUAUGCCUGGCUCAUUUCAUGUAACCUAAUCAUCUAAUGUGGUCAUGAAUAACAAGAUUUUGUUCUUUCUUAUGGCUGACUAGUUUCCUUGUGUACAUAGGAGAGGUUGCAGAAAGUUCAUGGAAUAGUGGAAUUAAGAAAUCACGUGGGGGGCCGGGGAAGCUGGGUUACAGGAUGCUGAGGUUGGUAUCAGGAGAUCCGCACAUCCCACGCCCGGGAGACAGUUUGCCAGCUACAUUAAAAAACCAAGCAAAAAACUCGGUACCAGGGAAAGAGUUAGCACAUGUUGCUCCCCCUCUUCGUGGAGGAACGACACAGGACCCUGCGCUGUUCUUUCGUCUGCUCGGCCCUCCCCGGGUUUGCUGCUGGUUCUUCCCGGGUUGGCUACCGUCCCUCCACCUCUGUGGAAGGGCGGUUCCCCCUGCCACUUUCCCCACUUCCGAGGGGGAGCGGCACACCGCCGGCCGGCUCUCUCGGGGGCUGCACAGGUGUUCCCCUUAGAUGUUCCCCUUAGAUGUUCCUGGUGCAUGCCGUCUCUCUCCUCCUUUAUAGUCCUCCUCCGCCAAUCCCAACUCAGCUGCCCACACGCCGAGCACGCUGCUCUCCUCCAAUCAGGAGCAGGUCCUGCUGUUUAUUGGCUGAACUGGAGGCAGCUGUGUAGAAGCUGUUUUCUUCUCUCCCAGCGCCAUAUUGUGGGAGAGCAGAUGCAUAGAAUAAGUCUUAAUUCCAGUAACAGUCUAGUCCGAGUUGCUCCCCACAAGCACAUUCUCUGGACUGCACACUUCUGCUCCAAAUAAAGCACUGACUCUCUGCGGACUCUGGCUGCUGUUGUUCACAUGUGAGAGGAGACGUUGAUGAGAAUCUGAAUGAUACAGAACAGGAAGAUGUGACUGUCGACGGUGCAAAAUUGGCUUGACCCGUGGACUUCGAGUCUUUCCGUGGGGCGGUCCUGCCAGCUUCGCCCAGCGGCAGAGCCUGCUUGAUGUGGACAUUCUUAUCUCAUCAUUCAACGUGCACACAAUUUGAAGCAUUUGAGCAUGAAAACAAAUUCUAGAUUAGCCCAGGUUCUGCCACUGGGGCGUAUAAUGUCUUGGAAAGAAACAUUGUUCCUUCAUUCGUGUUGAUGGGUAGCCAGGCUUCCCCAGUGGUCACUUAAUGAGUUUCAGCUAACUGGAGAUGACGAUAGAACACAAAAAUUCAGGCCUGUCUGGAUGAUUUUUCUAUGUAUUUUUUUUUUCCGUUGUCCUGCUCAAAUCAAAUUAAAUACUCAAAAGCCACACAAUUGUAUCAUUUUAUAAUAUUUUGUAGUCAAAUAUA